Molecule: messenger RNA, 1167 nt
Organism: Salvelinus namaycush (lake trout)
Lineage: Eukaryota; Metazoa; Chordata; Actinopteri; Salmoniformes; Salmonidae
Product: transcriptional regulator ATRX-like
Exons: 2
Source: RefSeq, a predicted model, not a curated record
UGGAAGGAGAACCCGGCCCUAACGGAGGCCCAGGUCCAGGCCAUGGCUCUGGGGAGACAGGCCAGUGUAGAGAUGGAACUCAAACGAAGAGAAGCUGUCUACAGAGACGUCCUCAAUAAGCAACAGACUCUGAUGAUGUACGUUCAGAAGGUGAUCACCAACAGGAAGGUGAGAGAGCAGCAGAUGGCCAUGGCCAACCAGGCCCAGCUGAUGAGCCAGAUGAACGGCAUGCUGGGAGCUGGAGGGAUGAGCCAGAUGGAACUCUUGGGGUUGUACCAACAGCUGGGGGCGCUACAGGGUCAUCCCACCCACCCCUCCAUGGGCGGCAAGAACCCCGGCCCCUCCAAGGGCAACCUGUAAGGGGAGGUGGACCCAGGGCUGGCUCCACAUAGUCCCCUAUCUAUUCUCUACAUAGUGCACUAUCCACUAUUCAUAUUGGCUCUGGUCAAAAGUAGUGCACUAUUUAGGCAAUAGGGUAUCAUUUGGGACUCAGACCCACUCACUCCCCCCUCACUGUCUCACUCAGUAGGCUGCUCCCUAAUGCUGCUUCGUCUCCUAUGUAGUGCACUAGAUGGAGCCCGGUGCCCUAGGGUUUUGGUUAGAAGUAGUGCACUAUGUAGGGGAUAUAGGGGUGUGAUCUGGGACGUUGCCCGCUGUCUACGACCCUUCUUCACUGGGGAGAGACGACACAGAGAGAAGGGUCUCGGAGCCCCUCACCUCUCCCUCAUGUCUCCUGAAGCAGGGAAUGAAAUGACUUGUAUAGGGACUAUAUGAAGGGGUUUUAGAAAUGUCAUAUGAAAUGUUGUAUAUACCGCCUUAAUGUUAUUCAAGUUCUCUUCUGUCUUCAGUUUUCAUGUAUUUAAAAUAACGUAAGGAAAAGGGAAAUGUUUUUGUCCCAAUGCUUUUAAGCAUUACGUUAUUGUUUCCCCUUAAAGAAGGGGUUGAUUAAUAGAUGAUUCUGUAAGUUGUGUUUUGAUACAGUUUUAAUGAAUGCCUGUCUGUCUAAAGAACCCCAGAGACCGUAGUGCUGACUAACGGGGGACUGUUUUAGGAUAUUACACAUCUAGAUGAUUAGAUCCCCUAUAGAACCCUCCCUCCACCAAGACACGCGGGCAGACAGACACGCAGGCAGACAGACAGACAGACACGCAGGCAGACAGACAGACA